GAGUUAAAAUAGGUUUAGACACAGACAUCCAGCUUUUCAUUGUGGAUCAGUCUUCUUUUUGUUGCCAAAGGGAUACAGCAUGUCCAAAAUGCUUGACAGCAUCAUCCCAACGAACUUUCUGAACCACCUGACCCUGAAUGACGAUUUGCUUCAGUCCCAGCCACAGCUCAAAGCCCCUGGGCAGAGUCGGCUGAACCGCUCAGAGUCUUUCUUCUCUCCCCCCUCCCACCCKGCCGAUUCAAGCCUCAGCUUGAGCUCUGAACACGUUAACAGCGAUGACAACGGCAGCUCUAUCUGGUCAUCCAACAGCUCUAUCUGGAGCCAGGGCCCCGUUUCCAARCAGAAACAGCUCCCCUUCCGGUCUGACCGCUCCAUGAGCAUGACUGAACCCAGCAGCAGCCUGCUCCCUUCCUUUGGACAGCUGAAGAACCUGGAGAUGUUUAACCAGAGCUCUUCUACUACCGUGGCUCCCCCUCCAGGGUUUCCACCCUCAUCGAACCUCCCGGCUCAGGUCCCCCCGAUGCUGUCCUCUAACCGUUACAAGACUGAGCUGUGUCGGGGCUACCAGGAGACCGGCAGCUGCAAGUAUGGCAAUAAGUGUCAGUUUGCCCACGGCGAGGCAGAACUGCGCGGACUGUACCGCCACCCAAAGUACAAGACGGAGCCCUGCAGAACCUUCUACAAUUUUGGCUACUGUCCCUAUGGCUCACGSUGCCAUUUCAUCCAUGAGGAGAAAAUAAGUGGAGGUCCCUUAGGGUCUGGAAAAUUCCAGCGGCAACCAGCCCCCACGUCAACCAGUGGUCACAAUCCACGCCACCAGCUCCGACAAAGCCUCAGCUUUGCGGGGUUCAUGGGCCCGUCACGCAGCUCAUCUCCCCCGUCAUUCGCUGCAGCCCCCAACGAUUUAAACCUGGGAUUCAGCCGUGCUUCAUCUGUCUCCCCACCUCCCAAUGACCUCCUCUCCCCUGUGUUUGGCGACUCCAUGCAGCYGGAGGUAUCGGCAUUCCAGUUCAAUAACCUCCAGACCCACGCCAGCAAUGGAGACAUUCCUUACAUCUUGGAGCCAAAGCCUUCCCGCUGCGUGUGCGGCCAUGGAAAUAACUUUAGCAGCAACAAAGGCAGUGCGUUCACCAGCGUGGCAGACGGGCUGCACCCUGAGAAUAAUGUGCCUUUCCCCAAUCCUGGGAGCAAUGGAGGCUUUAUUAAGCAUGCCGGACUGCAACGUUUCUCUUCUGAGGACUCCCUGGAGGACAGCUACAGCAGCUGCAGCUCCAGCGGAUCCGAGUCUCCAACAUUUGACGGGUCCACCACCAAGAGGCUCACUGUGUUUGAACGUUUGUCGCUUUCUGACUAAAUGGAUCCAAAGAGGAAGGAUGAAGAAAGGGGGGCCCUAAAGUCUCUUUCCCGUUUCUCGACUCUCUUCAAAACCAGAACUGUCCAGAACAAGUUGAUGAAAUGACACUUGUAAACAUUUAACUGAUCUUUUUACAAACUACACAUACUAAGAUGAUUUAAUACUCACUUGUUAUCAGACUCUAUUUUUAUACUUAGAAAAACUUUUAGACUUUUGUAUGUGAUCUUCCAUAAGAAUUACCUCCUCUACAGGUCUUGACUUUAACCAGCACAUAUUCUGACUCCUAUUUACCACAAAUCGGUAGAGAUCAAAACGGCCUAUUUUUAGUGAUAAUCGUUGGUGCCUGUGCCUUAAAGAUAUUUCCUGCCAUWUAGGCUAAUCAUUUUCUGUGCCACAUACAGUAUGUUUGAUUCAGUAGCCUUAAUCAGCGAGACCUGACAUGUGUCUAUGAUAUGCACUUUACAGCUAAUUCAAAUGGGGAGGAAGCCCCAGUAGCAUUCAACCAAAGCUUAAUCCUUCAUUCUGUUCUGUGGAUGUAUGUGUGUGCCUGUUAAGUAUGUGUGUAAGGGUGUUUGUGUCUUUUCUUGUUUUCCUUUUUUUUUAGACUUGGGGUGCAAGCAAAUACUGCAAAAUGCUGAAGGAUCAGAAAAAAAAGUUUUUUUUUUUUUUUUUUUUUGCCUUUAGAUCUCAAACUCUGUGUCCUGACAACCUUUAGGGUUUUUAGAUUCUGUAAAAUGUUCUGUUCUAUUUGCUGGUUUGUAAAAUUGCACCCCAUUUGUUUGACAGCCUGGUUCAGGGAACACUGCAGUAUUCCAUUUGGUUAUUGGUUGCCUUGUGUUGUUUAACUUAAACUAAUAUAUUUAUUAUGAUAUUUAUUUGUGUUUAAAGAAGAAAAAUUUGUAUUUUGUACUUUUAUUUAUGAAUAAAAACAUAUUUCAAGUUCUGUGAAAUAACAAUGUGAGAAAAAUGCAACAAAAAAGAAAAUAUAUUUUUAAUUGCCUGAUAAAGACGAAAUAAAAUACUAAAUAAAUACGAAA
Messenger RNA from Austrofundulus limnaeus, 2391 nucleotides. RefSeq names its product tristetraprolin. Gene Ontology annotation, molecular function: mRNA binding; metal ion binding. Lineage: Eukaryota; Metazoa; Chordata; Actinopteri; Cyprinodontiformes; Rivulidae. The record is from RefSeq and is a predicted model, not a curated record. The coding region runs from base 80 to 1354 and encodes 424 amino acids. The transcript is spliced from 2 exons.